AAUUCUAAACCAUGCAAAAAAGAUACUUGUCUAGUUGAAAGUUUAAGAAUGAGAGUCCAAACUCAAUCCCACUUCUUGUGAUCACUAGUGAAUUCCAUGUGAAAAAAGAACAUGCAUGAUAAUUGAAGGUAAAAGCCACGAUCUUUGAAGCUCUCCAAAAAGAAAAAAAAAUUCAACAACUUGCGGCUUUUUUCCUUUUUAAUUUAUGGGUUCUCACGAAAUCAGUGUCAAAUCCAGGAUAUCCUGAUUUGAAACUUGAAAGUGAGCGAUAUGGCCGCGCAGAGAGAGAGAGAGAGAGAGAUGAGGAAGAGAUAACUACAGAUCUUAUACGCAACCAAUCCAAAGUCACCAUUUUCAAAUAAAUUCCAAUCUGUUCUCUUCCGAAUCCCUUUAAAUUUCAUCCCAAAUCCUUAAAACUCUAUUUACUCCCAAGCCGCUUUCAGGUUCAAGUCAUUUAUCCCUCUCUCUUCGACGCACCCACUUCGCUUCGCUUCCUCUCUCGCGACCCAGAAGGCCCAAUCUCCGCCGGAGCAUGGCGGAGAUAGCGGAGGAAUCGCCGGAGUCCGGCGAGUGCCCCAUCAAGCAGGUCGACAUCACGGUGCCCAAGACCGACGACCCCACCAUGCCGGUGGUCACAUUCCGAAUGUGGGUGUUGGGUAUUGCUUCCUGCGUCAUUCUUUCCUUCGUGAACCAGUUCUUCUGGUACAGAACUCAGCCAUUGAUAAUCUCUUCCAUCUCUGCUCAGAUCGCCGUGGUCCCAAUUGGGCAUUUGAUGGCGAAGACGAUCACCAAUCGAGUGUUCUUCAAGGGCUCUAAGUGGGAGUUUACACUCAACCCUGGUCCCUUCAACAUCAAAGAACAUGUUUUGAUCACCAUUUUUGCGAAUUCUGGUGCUGGAACUGUUUAUGCCACUCAUAUUUUGACUGCUGUUAAGUUGUUGUACAAGAGGUCUCUCACUUUUCUUCCUGCCUUGCUCGUCAUGCUCACUACCCAGAUUUUGGGAUUUGGCUGGGCAGGGCUUUUCCGGAAACAUCUGGUUGAACCCGCAGAAAUGUGGUGGCCGUCUAAUCUGGUUCAGGUCUCAUUGUUCAGGGCUCUACAUGAGAAAGAGAAGAGACCGAAAGGCAGCACAACCCGGACGCAGUUCUUUGUCAUAGUCUUCAUCUGCAGCUUCUGCUACUAUGUACUUCCUGGCUAUCUCUUUCUCAUGUUAACGUCUUUCUCGUGGGUUUGUUGGCUUGCUCCGAAAUCCAUAUUUGUGCAACAACUAGGAUCAGGCCUACAAGGCCUUGGAAUUGGCAGCUUGGGGAUAGACUGGUCUACGAUUUCAUCUUAUCUCGGGAGUCCGUUAGCUAGCCCCUUGUUUGCCACUGCCAAUGUCACUGUUGGAUUCAUCUUCGUCAUGUAUGUGAUGACGCCCCUCACUUAUUGGAAAAAUGUCUAUAAUGCCAAGAACUUCCCAAUAUUUUCCAACAACCUUUUCAUGUCAAACGGAUCAGAAUACAACAUCUUGAGCAUCAUCAAUUCUGAUUUUCAUCUGGAUGAGGCUUCUUAUGCGAAAAAUGGGCCCAUAAAUCUCAGCACCUUUUUCGCUAUGACUUAUGGUCUUGGAUUUGCAACGCUUUCUGCUACUGUUGUUCAUGUCAUACUCUUCAACGGAAAGGAUAUAUGGAAGCAAACAAAGAGGGCAUUUGGAUCGACUAAGAAGGUGGAUGUACACACGAGGCUUAUGCAGAAGUACAAGCAAGUACCCAUGUGGUGGUUUCUCCUCAUCCUAGUGUUGAACAUUGCUGCCAUUUUAUUUGCUUGCCAGUAUUACAACGACACGCUUCAAUUGCCUUGGUGGGGGGUCUUGCUUGCUUGUGGCAUUGCCCUUUUCUUCACCCUCCCAAUUGGUAUCAUCACUGCCACCACAAACCAGCAACCAGGUUUGAACAUCAUCACAGAAUACAUAAUUGGGUAUAUGUACCCCGAGCGCCCCGUUGCCAACAUGUGCUUCAAAGUUUUUGGGUACAUAAGCAUGACCCAGGCCCUAAGCUUUCUAGCAGACUUCAAGCUAGGCCACUACAUGAAGAUCCCGCCAAGAACAAUGUUCAUGGCACAGGUUUUAGGUUCUCUUAUAGCAGUAUUCAUAUACCAAAUAACUGCUUGGGAGCUGAUGGAAGUGAUCCCCAACCUUUGUGACACAUCCUUACUCCCACAUGACAGUCCAUGGACUUGCCCAAUGGACCGUGUGUUUUAUGAUGCCUCAGUCAUCUGGGGUUUGGUUGGGCCUCGCAGAAUCUUUGGAGACCUCGGUGCCUACUCAGGUGUCAACUGGUUUUUUGUGGGUGGAGCGAUUGCUCCUCUAAUGGUAUGGCUUGCACACAAAGCAUUCCCAAAGUGUGAAUGGAUUCGAUACAUCCACAUGCCUGUUCUUUUGGGUGCUACAUCAAUGAUGCCCCCAGCUACAGCAGUCAACUUCACCAGUUGGAUCAUUGUUGGGUUCCUAUCUGGAUAUGUAGUUUUCAGGUAUCGACCGAAAUGGUGGGAACGCUACAACUAUGUCCUUUCUGGUGGUCUCGAUGCGGGAACUGCAUUCAUGACGGUGUUGUUGUUCAUCACCCUGGGGUCCAGAAAUAUUGGCCUUAAUUGGUGGGGAAACAAUGUCGAAGGGUGCCCUCUGGGUUCUUGUCCAACUGCCAAAGGAGUCGCUGUGGAUGGCUGCCCUGCUUUUUAUUGAUUAGGUUCAACAACAUAUUUUCAAGUUGCUUUGGAACAUCUCUCUUCUUUAGUAAUUGUAAAUAGUUUUCUCGAUUGAUUGCUAUUUACUUAAUUAGUAUGCAUUAUAAAGUAAAAUCUUGAUAGAUUACUAGAUUAAUGUUCCCUUUAGUGUGAUUUAUAAAGUAAAGCCUCAUUUUUAGUGAAAA
Malania oleifera is the source of this 2909-nucleotide messenger RNA. RefSeq names its product oligopeptide transporter 9. Gene Ontology annotation, biological process: transmembrane transport. The transcript is spliced from 6 exons. The record is from RefSeq and is a predicted model, not a curated record. Gene Ontology annotation, molecular function: oligopeptide transmembrane transporter activity. NCBI's taxonomy places the organism in Eukaryota, Viridiplantae, Streptophyta, Magnoliopsida, Santalales, Ximeniaceae. Bases 533 to 2722 code for a protein of 729 amino acids.